CAAAAUUGGAUUUAUUGGUAUAACAUGUCACUGGCUAACUCCAAAAUUUGAAACGAUUGAUAUUUUACUAUGUUGUGAAAAAAUACCAUAUCCUCAUACUAGCCAAGCAAUUCUUUCUUUUAUUUCAACCAAACUCAAAGAAUUUGAUCUGGAACAAAAAGUGAUUUUUGCGGUCAGUGAUAAUGGUGCUAACAUGAUACGAGCAUUCAAAGACUCUGAAAAAAUCUCUCAAUUUAAGAAGUUGAUAAAAUUUUUUACAACAUCCGUAAAACAAUCUGAACACUUGGAUCAAGCUCAAAUUACCAUUGCAAAAAACAAAAACUCAGAAAUUCAAGAAAAUGAUUUGAUUCGGUUUAUUGACGAUAAUUCAGAACAAGAAGACGUGAAUAUCACUGAUAAAACUGAUGAAACUGAUAAUAAAGAUGGCGUUGAAAAUGAAGAAGCUAAUGAACUAAUUGAAAUUUCAAAACUCAAACUAUUACGCAAUAUAUCAGACGUUCGUACUCGUUGGAAUUCCAGUUAUUAUUCAUGGCAACGUUUAUUAGAACUACGUGAAGCUAUUGAAUGGUUGGCUACAACAUUGCCUUUACAGAGAGAAAAUAAUGCCUGA
Molecule: messenger RNA, 610 nt
Organism: Ambispora gerdemannii
Lineage: Eukaryota; Fungi; Glomeromycota; Glomeromycetes; Archaeosporales; Ambisporaceae
Source: the annotation of a GenBank genome assembly